AUGGGAACGGCUGAUGUUUCUUUCAUCACAUUAUUGGCCUAUACUCCAAAUGAGAAGGCCUACAUACAGAUCUACAAUGUGUCAUCACUGCAAAAGCUUCAAAGCUUUGACCUGCCCCCCGAGAGUGCCAUCACUGCAUUUGUCUUCGCCGCUUUGAAUUAUACCAUCAUAUUGUUCUGCAACUCCCUCCUCCUGUUUACCAUCAUAUGCAAUAAGUCUCGUCAUCAUCCCAUGCACAUUCUGCAGAUAAAUUAGCCUAUUAAUGAACUCACUGGUUCCACAUCCCUGUUCCCACAUAUCAUGCAGAGGCUCCUCUUUGACACCAGGACCAUAACGUUCUCCGCCUGUGUCUUAGCUUCCGUGUUCAUUUUGACUGCUAUGGCAUAUGACAGAUAUGUCGCCAUCUGCCAGCCAAUGAGAUACAACACCAUUUAGCAAUAGUCAUCUUGUGAAAAUCAUCUGUUGGUUUGGCUUUCUAAUUGGGCACUCAUAGGUGUUCUUUUUAUUUUGUUGUUGCGUCUGCCUCAUUGUAGGUCUUACCUCACUCAUACAUACUGUGACAAUUCUUUCCUGGUGCAGCUGGUCUGUGCAGACAUGACCAGUGAAAAUUUACUUCAGAGCUACAAGAGCGGAAGUGCCUUAGCUGGCUGA
Messenger RNA from Triplophysa rosa, 651 nucleotides. RefSeq names its product olfactory receptor 4P4-like. Lineage: Eukaryota; Metazoa; Chordata; Actinopteri; Cypriniformes; Nemacheilidae. Gene Ontology annotation, biological process: G protein-coupled receptor signaling pathway. Gene Ontology annotation, cellular component: membrane. The transcript is spliced from 3 exons. Gene Ontology annotation, molecular function: olfactory receptor activity; G protein-coupled receptor activity. The record is from RefSeq and is a predicted model, not a curated record.